CACAAAACAUUGCACACAACCGGAAGAUGAAUUGGAGCUCAGUUAGCCUGAGCUUUACCGAUGUUUUAUGGUCUUUUCUGGCUCUUUGUUUCCUCGUAGCUUUCUGUGCUCAUAAAGUCUCACUACACCUGCCGAUAAAACAUGAAACAUGGCGACUUUACGUUUUAUUUCAGGAUCUUAUUCGCUACGGAAAAACCAAACACAACCUCAAACGAGACGACUGGCUCCGUUCGUUUGACGUGCCAAAAAGGUGGUUCUGGCACUUCUAUGCCAUCUCUGUUGGCUGGAAUAGUCUUCUCCUGGCCUUCUACCUGAACUUCAUAUUUCAGCAUCAGUCAUACCCAUCAUGGCUCACUGGAAUAUUAGACAUCUUGACAGGUGUACAAAGCACCAACAGUCAAGUCCCACAGCUGUCUACUCUGCUGGUGCAGCUGCUGCUCUGCGUCCACUCCCUCAGGAGGCUGCUGGAGUGCCUGUGUGUCAGUGUCUUCUCUGAUGGAGCCAUACAUGUGGUGCAGUAUGUGUUCGGUGUCUGCUAUUACAUCAUACUGGGGUUGACGGUGCUCUGCUCGGAUCGCUUGGGAAAAGGGACUGGACCCCUCCUCUCUCAGCUGGACUGUUGUCAUGUGGUUGGAGCUGCACUUUUUAUUGGGGCCUCGCUGAUGCAGCAUCAGUGCAUGGUCCUGCUGGCCAGGCUUCGCACUGGGAAGUCAGGAACAGUGGAGACGCUGGCUCACAGGAUGCCAGAGGGAGGCUGGUUCGAGCUGGUGUCAUGCCCACAUUACUUUGCCGAGCUGCUGAUCUACGUCUCACUGAGCUUAGCUUUCGGAGGCUUGUCCUUUACCUGGUGGCUGGUUGUCCUUUACGUGCUCUUCAACCAGGCACUGGCUGCACAGCUUUGUCAUGAACUUUAUAUCAGCAAAUAUGAGUCAUACCCAAAGCAAAGACAAGCUUUUAUACCUUUUGUGCUUUGAGUGGUUUUAUUUGUGUCUUCAGUUUUGCAUACCUUACUGGGAACUAUAAAGCACUAGGAAAUGUAUGAGAUGUCUGAGGAUCUGAAUGUGUGGGAGUUAAACACAGUUGAUUGACAACGUACUCUCAACUAAGUGAAGCUGCUUAAUAGCCAAGAAGACAACACUGACUGUUGUUGACAGCUCCCAGGUGUGAAUGAGAUGAAUGGCAGUGCUGCAGAAACAGUCUUCCGCAGAUAAAGUCUCUCCAGGUGAGAGGUGAGCUGUGUCCUCGAGACUGAUGUGAAGAAAUGAGGAGUGUCACCACAAAUCACUUGUUCAUUACAAGACCUUGUUUUUGUUAUAAUAAAGUAUAUUCAUGUAAUAAUAAAAUGUUUUCUCUGUAAUGGGACACAACUUAAUCUCCUUGUAAUUCAUAAGAUAAGUUGUUAAAGAAGUUUUAAAGAUUUUUUUUUUUCACAAAACAAAAAGUUAUUUUUAAAACAUGGAAUCAGACAAAUUGAGGCUUUGACUGAAUAUUUUCUUGUUAUAGCAACAUAUAAAAUGUUAUUUUAUUUGUAUAGCAUUUAUCUGAACAAGGUUACAACAUGCUUCACAAAGUGCAUGAAAAUAAAACAACAAAAACAAAACAAUAUUUUAAAAAAAGAAAAAUUGUGUGUACAGAGGCAAAAACAGAACAAAACGAAAUAAAACACAAAAGUUACAAAUCAAAAAGUACAAAUCAGACAUUAAAAGGCAAAGUUUUCCUAUAAAAAUAUGUUUUAAGCAAUGAUUUUAAAAACAGGUAAUGUGCUCCCCAUCCUAAUAUCCUCAGGCAGAGAAUACCAGAGCCUCGGGGCCUUGAUAGCAAAGGCCUGGCCAGCUUUAGUUUCCAACCUCUAUUUAGGGAGGACUAGCGAGAGUAGGCUUGAGGAUCUUGGGUCACGACUUGGAGCAGAGACAGUCAGAAGCUCAGCUAUAUAACUGGGACUGAACCAGGUUGAGCUUUAAAAGUUAUCAAAAGAAUCUUAAAAUCAAACCUGAAGUUAACAGGCAACCAGUGGAGGGAGGCAAGAAUUUGGGUGAUAUGUGACCUAAACUUUGUCCCAGUUAAAGUAGGAACUUUUGCAUUCUGCACUAGUUGAAGCCGAGCUACUGAAGAUUUACUGUGGCAUGUAAUCAGUGUGUUACAGUCGUCAAGGCCUGAGAAUACAAAAGCAUCAACAAACUUUUCUAGGAAAAAAAAAUGGAAAUAAGUGGGUAUGUAACAAUAAAGAAACAUGAGACCAUUGUGACAAAUUUUUUUAGCAUAAAAAAUAAGCAAUUUCGUUAUUUUCAAAGAUCUCAAUAUGAGAAACAGCUUUUUCUCCUCAUGGUGGAAUAAUAUUAUCCUGCUGUUGUACAUGUGUGUUUUUUAAUGCUUUUGAUUUUGAGGUACAACAUGAAAUCAGUUCUGUUGUAAUUAAAUACAACAGUUACACCAAAU
This is a messenger RNA of Epinephelus moara (kelp grouper), 2436 nucleotides long. It is a transcript of the gene srd5a3, whose product is annotated as steroid 5 alpha-reductase 3. The record is from RefSeq and is a predicted model, not a curated record. Bases 27 to 974 code for a protein of 315 amino acids. Gene Ontology annotation, biological process: dolichol-linked oligosaccharide biosynthetic process; polyprenol catabolic process. Gene Ontology annotation, cellular component: endoplasmic reticulum. Gene Ontology annotation, molecular function: 3-oxo-5-alpha-steroid 4-dehydrogenase activity. The transcript has 5 exons. NCBI's taxonomy places the organism in Eukaryota, Metazoa, Chordata, Actinopteri, Perciformes, Serranidae.